Molecule: messenger RNA, 4632 nt
Organism: Chroicocephalus ridibundus (black-headed gull)
Lineage: Eukaryota; Metazoa; Chordata; Aves; Charadriiformes; Laridae
Product: dipeptidase 2-like
Exons: 11
Coding region: 1129-2394 (421 amino acids)
Biological process (GO): proteolysis
Molecular function (GO): metallodipeptidase activity
Source: RefSeq, a predicted model, not a curated record
UCUUAAGCUGGACACAAUUUUGCCUGAUAAUAGGUGGUCUGCUACAGUGCUAUAGAAGUAGUUGUCAGGCUGUUCUGGUUUGUUCUGCCUUUAGGAAAUUAUGCCAUCAAGCGUAUCUGUCUUGAAGUUAAAAUAAUUUCAGUGACGUAAGAUUUCUGAGAAAAUAGUCCUCAUAGUCAUCAAUUAGAUAAAAAACCACAUAGCAUUAGCAGAGCUCCUGUUUACUUCAAAAUUACUGCAUUCAGCAAUUUGCAUUUGUCAGAAAGUCUUAAAAACCGUGGACAGGAAGAAACAACAGUGAAGAGAAGGAUGAGAACAUAACAGGAAAGAAAUUCAGUGGUUGUCCUUUUCUUAAGGAAAGUUAUGAGAAAUAUUUCUUGAGUUAAAACAUCAUUUUUAUCUGUAAUAAUAAAAUCUAGUUUGGAAUUGUUUUAAAGGAGAAAGCAAUGUAUCUCCUACACUUCACUUGCAAAGGAGUCUUGCCAACUGAGAUUAUAUUGCAUCUGAAAAACUUGAAGUCUACAUGCACGGUGGAUAUAAUGUGUAAUAUCCAAGGAUGCACUUAAAUUCAAGGCUGAGUGACUAUCUCUGUAUAUGGAAGUACUGUAAUUGCCCCCUAGUGGGUUCCACUUUCCCAGGAAGUUUGGGACAAGCUUUCCUGCUUGUUUCUUUCUCUUCCCUAGAGAUCCUGAAAUGCCUUCCAACCAUUACUGUAUUUAUUCCCUUUUAUGCCACUUUUAAGCAAUAAGUUUAACAGCACUAUGUUUUCUCAUUCCUUGGUGGCACUUCAUUGCAUGUUUGCACAGGCAGGGAAGGAAUAGCAGGUUGAAAAUUAUACAUUGUAAUACCUGUAUAUUGUGAAAGCACUAAAGAGGUUUCUAAGCAGGGGAGCAGAUAAACCUGAUGUGAUUCAGGGCUGGUGGAAGGCAGAAGGAAUUUCAAGCAGAAAUUGAGAAAGAUUUGAAAGACUGUCUCGAUGACAAGAAUUCACCCCAGCCUUACCAGAAGGAGAGGCAUUUUGGCUCUGCCUAUACUAUUAAGCCUACAACUUCCACAGACUGGAAAUUUUGCUGUUUCGUUGUCAUCAGCAAAUAAUUGUGGUAUCUCUUUGCUGUAGCAAACUGGAAAAUGGAAAUGAAGAGAAAUACAACAAAGUUGUUGCUGUGGCUGUUGAUGUUCUUUGAUGCUGUGCCAUUCAGCUAUGAGAAAUCAAUGAAAGAGAGAGCUAUCGAGUUGAUGCAAGAUACACGUUUAAUUGAUGGCCACAACGACUUUGCACUGCGGCUGAGAAUAUUUUACCAAAAUAGACUCAGUAGAGUCAACUUAAGAGAACUCAACAAGACACACACAAACCUUGCGAAACUUCAGGCUGGUUAUGUGGGAGCUCAGUUUUGGUCAGUGUAUGUUCUUUGCAGCGCUCAGAACAAGGAUGCUGUGCGUCUGACCUUAGAGCAAAUUGAUGUUGUCAAGAGGAUGUGUAACAGCUAUGAAGAGCUUGAAUUUGUGACAACUUCCCAAGGUAUCUCUGACAGUACAAAGAUCGCGUGUUUGAUUGGAAUAGAAGGUGGUCACUCCAUUGACAGCAGUUUGGCAACACUGAGAAUGUAUUAUGACCUGGGUGUUCGUUACAUGACUUUAACACAUUCCUGCAAUACACCUUGGUCUGAAUCAUCAUCUAAAGGAAUACAUAAAUUUUAUCCUAGUGUUAUUGGUCUGACUGCAUUCGGCCAAGAAGUGGUAAAGGAGAUGAAUCGCCUGGGUAUGCUGAUAGAUUUAUCUCAUACUUCAUAUUCCACAGCAAAAGCUGCACUAAGUAUCUCAAAAGCACCAGUAAUUUUCAGCCAUUCCUCAGCAUUUUCUAUUUGUAAUCACUCAAGAAAUGUUCCUGAUGAUAUCCUCCAGGAACUGAAAAAGAACAAGGGAAUUAUCAUGGUGACUUUCAACGCAAAUGUACUGGCCUGUGGCAGAAAAGUUGUUAAUGUUUCUACCGUUGCAGAUCAUUUUGACCACAUAAAGAAAAUUGUAGGUUCAGAAUCGAUAGGAAUUGGUGGUGACUACGAUGGAGUGGACCGUUUCCCUGAGGGAUUGGAAGAUGUUUCUAAAUAUCCUUCUUUGAUUGAGGAACUUCUUAGAAGAGGAUGGAAAGAAACUGAACUGAAAGGGGUCUUAAGGGAGAACUUUCUUCGUGUCUUCAGGGAAGUGGAAAAUGUGCGGAACAAUAGUGGACUAAUGGAUGUAGGUGAAAGUGAAAUUCUGCAAGAAGAAGUACAAAAUUCCUGUCGCCUAAACCUACAUAAUCGACAGCUUCAGACAGCCAGGUCCUUUGGAUUUCCUUCUCUGGCAAAACCUUUUAUUCUGACAGUUGUAACUGUCAUGUUUAAUACUGUAUUAUGAAUCAUAAGACCUAUGGAGUCUAGAGAGAGAUAUAUGGAGUAAUCUGCAAUGCAAGUAGUUGUCUUUUUUGGUUUUUUUUAAUGUAAAGCUAUGCUAAGUUUUUUUUUAUAUAAUUCCUAUAAAUGCACCUGUGUACUUGAAAAUUAAUGUAGAUUUAAAUGUAGCAAAAUCAUUUAGAAUUUUAAGUGAUAAAUUCUGUGUCAUCUUGGCUAAACCAGGACCAACAUUGUUAAUGGAAAGUAUUCACAUCUAAUGAAUAAAUUUUGUAAUGUAUGACACAUGGUUUUCGUACACGUUGUGGCACUUUGUAUAAAUACUGGAGUCCAGAAUCAGCAGUUCCACACAGGAACUACAGAAUAUGAUUAAGACAGCUGUGCUGAGAUGUUUUCAGAUAUUACUUCUUGUUAAAUCAUACAACUUUCAUCAUCAGUUGAUGGUUUAGCCAGAGAAGACCACCCCCCGAUAUACGUAGAAGAGUGGGGAUUUGUUUUGUUUUAUUUUUUUAAGAGGACAAGAUGGAUAACAUAGCUAUUUCAAUUCAGAUUUCAUGCCUACCACUAGCUUUAGGGAUCCAUCCUGCAGUUCUAAACUCUUGUUUUUGAACCCUGACUAGGACUGUGGGCAACUGUAGAGUUCCUGAAGGGUGGAGGUAGGUGUCUUGUAUUCAGGUACAGGUGACCAGGCAACAAUGCAGAUACUUUUCUGUAAUUUGGGGACUGCUGUUUGCUGCAUGUUCAUGAAGCUGAGAGCAAGAAUAAGCCAGGACAAAGCAGGAAUUUUGGCUACUCAGAGGGUGAGAUCUUGUUCUGAUAUUUUUAUUGCAGUCUGAGAAGUGUAAAAUGAGUAUUUAAAUAAAAAUUGUGUUAGAAUGUUCCACAGCUUUGUGGAAAUCUAGUUCACAUUUAACCAAUGAUCCUUAUCAAUAAUAGGUUUUAUUAUUUUAUUUUUGUUCUAGCUGGCUAAAAUCAGAACACUGUCAAAGUAUUCAUAGGCAUGAGAUUAGAAAGAAAUAUUUUUAUUAGAAAUCUGCCGUUUCAGCUUUUGGAACACAUUUUCAAAUGCACAAGGUAUGUGAGGUUAGAAAUUACUGUUAUAGAGAAGAGCAUAUAUUGUGAUAGGCCUACUCUUGGUAGGUUAAUAUGGCUCAAAUCAAAUAUGGAGAGAUUCAUGACAAAAUUGUAAGAUGGCAGCACUACAUCUUUGUAGGGUCAUUUCCCAGUGCUUGCUGGUAAAUGUCUUCUCAUGAUACUUGCUGUUAAUUGUGAUUUUUAUCUCAUGAUAUGCGCUUUUAUUUACUGAUAUGACAUCUACAGAAUUUAGCCUUAGUAUAGAAUAAAAGAAAAGUCCUGUAAUUGAUUUAAAGACAGCAGAUGGGCCACAAAGUAUUUAACAACUGGAAGACAAGGCUAAGCAUGAACAGAAUGGAAACAGCAAGUCAGUUGUUUUCUAGAGGCACUUGAGACUGUUCUUGCCAUCCAUUUCUGCAUUCCAUAUACACGUAGCGUUUCUGGAAGAAGACUGUUCUUUUAUUGCUUCAAAAUGAAGCUUCGUUAAUUCUCCUGAUAAGGUGGUGUCUUUGAUAAGUAUAUUCUGAAUAUACUACUGCCACUUAUUGAAUUCUUUACAGAUCAUAUUGAAUAACCUAGCUGAUAACAAGCCAAGUUUUUUAAGACCAGUUUCUCAGUAAAUACUGAUCCUGGUUAUGCAUCUACAAUGGGAAAUUACUGCACUGACUCAGAAAUCUUGCCUUCCUGAUAUUGCUUGACUGGCAUCAGAACUUGAUUUUACUGGUAAAAUGAUUAAUUCAAUAGGGCAAAUAAUUUCCUUACAUCAGUUCUUCUGCUAAUAGCUUCAUAAGCCAUUGGAAAACUGUCAUCCAUGGUCUCUUUUCACAGAAUUAGUACUGUGAUAGUAACUUCAUUACGUAUUUGAAAUGUAAGAUGCUUCCUUAUUCUUUGAAGCCUUUUUCUUUCUACUGUGUUGCCACUUUCCUGCCUGCUAAUUUCUACUUUUUUUUUUUCCAUACUACAGCAUGGAUUAAAAAUACAUUCCUUUUCUUAAGAUACUUAGAAUAUUUUUAUAUGACUGAUUUCACCAUACUAUAGAUAUUUGGAGUUUAUUUCCUUGUUUUACCUAUGGUGUAUUGCACUUGUUUGACUGCUUUGUGCAAUGAAUAAUUUGUAAGCUUGUGGCAAAACAUAUACAUGAAAUUUAAAUAAAAUAUUGUUUAAAAUUGUG